ACAUUGGGAUUUCGUCAGAACAUUAAAAACUUGAUAAUUUGAUGGGGAAAAGUCACUCAUAUUCUUCCUCCCUAGCACAGAGACAUAUUCUGUGCCAAAUAAAAAUAAGCUAAAGCCAAGGAACCGUUUGAGAUUUAAAGACACAUAGGGAUUACACUCUAUGAUGAUAGAUUGGCGUUAGCUUUCGAGUUUUCCUGUGUAUUUGAACACAACCACGGUCUUACCUAGUUGUUCUUAUAUGCGAGAAUGUCAUUUCCAAAAUCAGAGGAACGAAAGAAAUGUUGGUCAGCAAGGGACAGCUACUGGGAAUGUCUCACAGACAACAAUGACGACUCAAUUAAGUGUAGCCAACAACGUGCACUAUUUGAAAAAUGCUGCAGUAGUCAAUGGGUGAAGCACUUUGACCGCAAACGAGAGUUUAUCAAAUACAAGGAGAAAUUAGAAACAGAGGGCUUUUACCCAGCAGAUUCUGGAAGAUCCAAGACACAAACAUGAUGGAUGAUUCUGCAUUCUGAGCGGUUCUGUGCAAGAGACCAAUGUUUUAAAACCAUUUUCUGUUGAAGAUAUGACCUUUUUUUUUUUUUUGGUCUGGGGGAAAUAUAAUGCUAUGCACCAUCUGCUGCUUUGGUUUUAAUGAAAGCUAGCCACUUCAUCAGAAGAUUUUUGUAGCUAUUGUAAUAUGGUUUUGCUAUACUUCCCCAUGGAGACUUGGGGUGUUGCCUAUCGUGUGAUAUGGAAAUGAAGGUCACGAUCCUUCUGGAGGACAGACUCGUCUUAUGUUGCUAAGUGUUUACAGCUGAGGUUCUGACUAAAUUGUUUUAAUAGUAAAAGUUAAUUUGAUCUUAAUCUCAUUAUCGAUAAAAGUUAAAAGUGCACUUUAGCUAGAUUGUACUUGCCCUGUUUUCACAAUUUGGAGAUAAUAAUUGCAGUAAAGAAUAAAGUGAAUCGAAGUAUGGCGAUACCAAGUUUUAAGACUACCAACUUAUAUUUAAACAUUUUUAGGUCACCAACUGACAUAGACUGCCAAUUAGUAAACAGUUUUAUCUAUAAAGUCCCAUAAUCUUGUUGUCACCAUCAAAGCUAAAGUUUACAAAAUUAUAUGUAUCUCAUUUCAAAAAAGAAUGUGAAAUGUAGCACUGGAGUAAAGACAAAAAGUAAUAAUGAGUAAUAUAAAUAGAACCUUUUUCGGAAUUAUUCCUCUUGAUAUACAGUGAACAGUCCAACUUUGUCAAUGUUCAUAUAGCAUUCUGUUUUUGAUAAAAGUUUUGUGACACUUACAUUCUGCCAUUUACACCAUUUACUUCUGCACAUUAGAAUUUAUGCCCUGUUAACUGAUAACAUUUGUGUUUGCAGUAUUAGAGGAAUGAAGCAAUUAUUUUCAGCAGAUGCUUUGUUUUGUUAGGCCUUCCAUGCUAUAAAUGCAACGUGCAUUUGCAGUUUCCCUUUCAAGAUAUUUUACAAUGAAGAUAUGGUACUAAUGUUUAAGAGAAUGCCAAAUAGAGUGUGAGUGAUUUGUAUUAUAUGUGAAACAGUAAAUAAUAACAGACAUUUUUAUAA
Pomacea canaliculata is the source of this 1557-nucleotide messenger RNA. Its product is annotated as cytochrome c oxidase assembly factor 6 homolog. Bases 247 to 495 code for a protein of 82 amino acids. The transcript has 3 exons. NCBI's taxonomy places the organism in Eukaryota, Metazoa, Mollusca, Gastropoda, Architaenioglossa, Ampullariidae. Gene Ontology annotation, biological process: respiratory chain complex IV assembly. The record is from RefSeq and is a predicted model, not a curated record. Gene Ontology annotation, cellular component: respiratory chain complex IV; mitochondrion.